Leguminivora glycinivorella is the source of this 2777-nucleotide messenger RNA. RefSeq names its product protein CBFA2T1 (gene nvy). Lineage: Eukaryota; Metazoa; Arthropoda; Insecta; Lepidoptera; Tortricidae. Gene Ontology annotation, biological process: negative regulation of DNA-templated transcription; DNA-templated transcription. The record is from RefSeq and is a predicted model, not a curated record. Gene Ontology annotation, cellular component: nucleus. Bases 1 to 2694 code for a protein of 897 amino acids. Gene Ontology annotation, molecular function: transcription corepressor activity. The transcript is spliced from 12 exons.
AUGGAGGCGAAGGUGAAGGAGGAGGUCCCCGACAAGGACUACCAGCCCUCCACCACCGACAGGCGGAAACCACCAGCAGCUAAAGAGCAUCGUUCCCCAGAACAAGAUGAAAGUCGGUCUUCCCCCACCCCAGGCCCCACUAGUCCACAAAAUAAUGGCACGGCAGCCCUGUCCUCGACGGAAUCCCUCUCUCCGCCUCUGGGUGAAGCGCGUGCGCCGGCGUUAAUUCGCCUGCGCCGUUUUUUGUCGGCGUUGCUUCAGUUUGCCAGCGAUGUUGGCGCCGACACUGCAGAGAGGGUCAAACACCUAAUUUACAACCUCGCGUCCGGCACGAUCACGAUCGAGGAGUUCCAAACUGGAGUCCAGGAAUGCACCAACUACCCACUACGGGCUUCCGUGCCAGGGUUCCUUCGGGCCCUACUACCAGCAGCACAGAGGGAUCUACAUGCCAGGGCUAGAAGAGCUAAACAGACUCCCUUGCAAUACGUGCGCGCCCAUGAGCACCUGAUCCUGGAGUCUGGCGGCGACGGUGGCGACAUCUUCGCGCAGCCCGGCGACUCACUGAAAAGACGCGCCAGCGAUCCCCGCAAAAUGCCCAACUCAUGGAGAUUGAGCAUUAUAACACCAAUUCAUAAAGGCAAAGGUAGUGUACAGGACUGUGGAAGCUACCGAGGUAUUAAGGUCAUGAGUCACACCAUGAAACUCUUCGAACGCGUCAUCGAUUCUAGGCUCCGGCAAGAGUGCACAGUCUCGGAGUGUCAGUAUGGGUUUCGUCCUGGCUGUGGUACUAUAGAUCCCAUCUUUGCCCUAAGAAUGCUAGUCGAGGCCUACAGGGAAAAGAAAACGCCGUUGCAUAUGGCUUUUCUGGACCUACAGAAGGCUUUUGACUGCGUACCUCGACAGGUAAUCUGGUGGGCUUUGAAGGAGAAGAAUGUGCCACAAAACUAUAUUGACAUUAUCCGAGACAUGUACCACAACUCGGAAUCCAUAGUGAGGACCGCCGUUGGCGACACUCACCCAUUCCCGAUCACAGUUGGUGUUCACCAAGGCUCAGCCCUGAGUCCUUUUCUGUUCAGUGUAGUGCUAGACGUAGUUUCAGCAAAAGUCCAUGAACCGUCUCCAUGGCUUAUGAUGUACGCUGACGACAUUGCACUGACAGAUGAGGACAAACAGAAACUGGAGCACAAAGUGAACCAAUGGAAGGGUGCGCUAGAGGACGGCGGUCUGAAACUAAAUGUUGCGAAGACCGAGUACAUGGCAUGUGGCGGCACAGACCCCGACCCCAUAACGGUAGGAGGCGAAUCUGUUCUGAAAACAGAUAAAUUCAAAUACCUUGGGUCUGUGCUGCACGAAUCAGGCGAGAUCGAUCACGACGUCCAGGCCCGAAUUAGCGCUGCUUGGGCAAAAUGGCGAGAAGUAACCGGUGUCCUCUGCGACCCCAGGAUACCGGUGAAGCUUAAGGGUCUUGUGUACAAGAGCAUCAUCCGACCAGACUUACUAUAUGGUAGCGAGACCUGGCCUGCUCUCGGAAGGCAUGUCCAGCAGCUUCACGUCACAGAGAUGAAGAUGUUGCGGUGGAUGUGUGGCGUUACGCGACUAGAUCGCAUACGUAACGAACACAUCCGUGGCAGCCUCGGAAUCCGUGACGUGGCGGAUAAGCUGCAGGAAAGUCGCCUCCGAUGGUUUUACGAACAAACCAACGGCUCCGAAGACUUCCCCCCGCACGCGAAGCGCCCUCCCCCCUCCAGCCUGUUCCUGAACCCCUCCCCCUUCCUUUACCCCCUCCCGAGCAACGCGAGCCUCUUCGACUACGGACAUUAUCAUGGCUACCAGGGGGCGCAGGAGGGGGGGUUUGAGAGAAGAGAUGGUGGUAUCUCCGUGCGCGACGUGUCCUCAAUGAACGCGUCUUUCCCCGAGCGACUUAACCCUUCCCUGCUCAAGUCGGAUGACGAGUGGAAGAACAUCAACACGAUGCUCAACUGCAUACUUAGCAUGGUCGAGAAGACGAAGAGGGCGUUGGCUAUACUGCAGCAAAGAGGAGUAGAACCUACAGAAAGCAAUGAUAUCAAACGAGCAGCGAGCGAGAUAAUGGCUCAAGCCGUCAGACAGACUGAAGAAAGAGUGGCAGAAGUACGGCGGCGAGCAGAGGACGCUGUCAACCAGGUGAAACGUCAAGCGCUGGUGGAGCUACAGAGAGCGGUGGGGGCGGCCGAGGCUCGAGCUCUGGAGUUGGUGGCAAACGAGCGCAAGGACCGUCGCAGCCCCGCGCCGGCACCCAGCCCUCCGCAGCAAAACUGUUGCUGGAACUGCGGACGCAAAGCCCAGGAGACCUGCUCAGGCUGCAACUCAGCGCGGUACUGCGGAGCCUUCUGCCAACAUAAGGAUUGGGAGAGCCAUCAUCAGGUCUGCGCUGGCCGCGACCAGAAACCCACCGCUCUCCGCACAUCCCCGCCAGCCACGCAGCCCUCGCUGCCCAACAUACCCACUCUCCCCACGCUGCCCACUCUGCCCAGCCUGCCCAAGCCCACGCGAGCCCCAACCCCGGACAACAGGCUAUCGUUAACCAGUUUAAACUCAGCGGAACGACUUCAUACGAAUCAGGAUAGGAACCUAACUUCAACCAGUAAUGAUAGAAUUGCGCUUGCGACUUUGUCUACUGCUCAGGGGAUUAUUUCUACAAUUGGGAAGAAAUGACGGCUUAAUAAGGAGGUAAAAAUGCCGAGGAAGGUUAGGAGGUAAAUUGGUGUAUACGGUUCCUUAUUCUUUUUAUAAUUUGU